Messenger RNA from Lactuca saligna, 1171 nucleotides. NCBI's taxonomy places the organism in Eukaryota, Viridiplantae, Streptophyta, Magnoliopsida, Asterales, Asteraceae. The record is from the annotation of a GenBank genome assembly.
AAAAAAACAAAAAUCACAAAUCAUCCUUACAUACUACUUCCCAAUAUUCAAAUACCGACUUUUGUAAAAACUCUUUGGAAAAUAUUCAAAUACCGACUUUUGUAAAAAGAUGACUGGAAAUAUGCCCUAAACCCUGUCCCUUCAGAAUUUGAUUUGAUCGGUGUAAGUGGGUUCCAGCACAGCUUUAAAUACAAAAUACGUUUCCCUCUUCACUAUUCUACCGGGCACGUUGCAAGAGGGCGAAGGAGAAAUCUUGAGAUCAUUGCUGUGCUUUCCUUUUCUAGUGUUUCUUUACUUUCUGUUUCGUUCCGAACCCUAGAAAAUGCUUCCUCUAUCUCUACUAAAGACGGCACAAGGCCACCCUAUGUUGGUAGAACUGAAAAACGGGGAGACAUACAAUGGACAUUUGGUGAACUGCGACACUUGGAUGAACAUCCAUCUGCGUGAAGUUAUCUGUACCUCAAAGGACGGAGAUAGGUUUUGGAGAAUGCCUGAAUGCUACAUUCGUGGUAAUACAAUCAAGUAUCUUAGAGUUCCAGAUGAGGUUAUUGAUAAGGUUCAAGAAGACAAGAACCGUUCAGAUAGGAGACCACCUGGAGUGGGGCGUGGGAGAGGAAGAGGAGGAGGUCAUGGUCAUGGCCCAGAUGAUGCAAGCGGUAGAGGAGGACGUGGCGGCAGGGGGGGUGGCAGGACUGGUGGGCCCGCCAGAGGUGGAGGCCGUGGACGGUAGUAGCAAAGAGAGAGAGAGAGAGAGAGUAUGUGUAUUGGUGUUUUGCUGCGUUGGCCACUUUUAAAAGGCAUACUAUCUAUUACAUCAUCUGCCCUUUAUUUUUGUUUCUAUCAACAUCCUAUAGAUAGCACUUUGCAGCGGCAUGGUCUCUUCUAAUUGAUUAUGUUUAAAUUCAGAAAACAAAAUUGAUUGCUACUUGUAUCUCCUUGGAUCAGAAGAGGUUAGCAUAAUGAAUGUAGUAAGAUAGAGAAAAUUUAUCACAAAGACUUUCACUACUUAAUUUUAAGCUGAAUCAGUUAAGCUCUAGGCUAUCACCACCAACUUCAUGGAAUGCAUAUGGUGGGGUAUUGGUUUGACUAUUUAUAGACCCACAACUUAGGUCUCACAAGAACAUGCCAAACAUGGCUGUAACGUUACAAUUUUUUUAAAGCUAUGCUUGGU